AUGGAAAACGAUAUAUUACAUAAUGAGUUUAUGAAGCAAAAACGAAGAGUUGGAGCACCUUCCUAUCAUGAACAAAUACCAGAACUUGUACAAGCAGCACAAAAUGUGCUUGAAUUGAAUGCUAUUGGUGCAGAUGACCGUCGUCGAACAGAUGAAGUUCGUUACAAUGGGCUUAGUACUAAAGAAUUGAAAGCAGCAACCAUUAAUCACUUAAAAGAUCAAUAUCCUCAAAUUAAAAAUAUAUCAGAGUCAACGAUAAGACGUCUUAUGUUACCACCAUGUUCCAAUAGAAAAGCAGCUAUUUAUUAUAAACCUAAAAUAAUUGGUAAAGUUGUUUCAAAAAGAAAUUCGAGACCAUCAUCAAUUAACAAGGAUUCACAUUUUGCAAGUGCACAGGUUAAGUAUUGUCGAGAAUUAGCUGCAUUGUAUCCAGAUGAAAUUGUUGAUUUUUCAUGUGAUAAUAAAGCUAAAGUUCAUGUUGGUACACUUGCUGUUAGCUAUCAUCAAAUAAGGAAAUAUCAUCUAUUAAAAUAUGCACCAAAUUAUGAUGAUCAUGAUUUUCCGGAUUCCGCAAAAUUAACACCAUCGGUGUAUUUGGAAAUUAAACAUCAACCAAGACGUUGUCGCAGUGAAACCCGUUUGCCAAAAAAUCUUCUUGUUAAAACAAAACGUUCAAGAUCAGUAGAUGAAUCUUUAUUUUCAAAAUUAAAACUAAUUACUGUAAUAAUGGUCCAGAUUGGUCACAUAAAUGUGGUGGAAAUAUUUUUAAUUUUGGUACUUUAUGGGAGGAUUAAUUUAGAUGUUCUUAUUAUUAACUCAUAUGCAGCUAAUGACAGUAAAUAUAAUCCAGUUGAAAGAACAUUAUCAUAUUUAUCUAAACAAUUAACCAGUGUUGUAUUAAAUCGUAAAAUGUCAAAUAAAACAAGAGAACAAGAUAAUUUAGAUAAUGCUGUUACAAUAUUAUGCUCAUAUUGGGAUAAAAAAUGUUAUGAUUCGUAUCAAAUAUCAUGUAUACCAGUUACUUCACAUUCAAUACUUCUUUAUAGUGGUCAUAGUGAUAGAAUUAAUUUAUUAAAGACAGAAAAAUAUAGAGGAAAUAGUCAGAAUAAAGGUAUUCAUGAUAAAUUUCAAUUUUUUAUGAAACAUUGUCGUCGUAGUAAAUAUUUAAUAUUAUUCAUAAAAUGCGAUGAUCCAAAUUGUUAUCAUUGUUCAACGAAACCAAUUACUGCACAAGAAACGGUUCACCUCCUGCGAAAGGCUGAUGACCGUUUUCUUGUAUCAAAAAAGAGUAUCUUAAAUCCAAAAAGAUAUGAAAGUUUUUUAGAACGUUGUCAUUCUGUUCAAUCAGGAGAUAAAAACGUGCCACCAGACUACGCUACAAAGAAAGAAACGAGAUAUAUUUCGAAAAUAUUGUACUACAUGUACUUCUCAUUAUGUACAUACUUCAAAAAUAGACGUUAA
Didymodactylos carnosus is the source of this 1461-nucleotide messenger RNA. Lineage: Eukaryota; Metazoa; Rotifera; Eurotatoria; Philodinida; Philodinidae. The record is from the annotation of a GenBank genome assembly.